AUGAACUUGAACCUCUCCUAUCAGCUCUUCAGCGCCCUGGCCGCCAAGGGCAACGCCGAAGCGCACCUGUACCUCGGCUUCAUGUACUCCGUCGGCCUGGGCUCGGUGCGGGCGAACCAGGCAAAGGCCCUGCUGCACUACACCUUCGCCGCGCUCGGUAACUCCACCUUUGCGCAGAUGGCCCUCGGCUACCGGUACUGGUCGGGCGUGGGCGUCGCCUCGAGCUGCGAAUCGGCGCUCUCCUACUACCGCCAGGUGGCGGCCAAGGUGGAGGCGGGCGUCACCUUCUCGGGGAGCCCCUCAAUUCAACGGGUCCGCCUGCUGGACGAGCUGGAGAACCCGGGCACGUACAAUGGUGUGCUCGACGACGACCUCAUUCAGUACUACCAAUUUCUGGCGGACAAGGGCGACGUGCAGGCGCAGGUGGGGCUGGGGCAGCUGCACUUUCAGGGAGGAAGGGGUGUGGAGCUGAAUCCUCGGCGGGCGUUUCACUACUUUAAGCUGGCGGCAGAGUCGGGCAAUACCAAUGCGAUGGCUUUUCUUGGAAAGAUGUACCUCGAGGGCAACAAGGUGGCCGAGCGGGACUACGAGAAGGCCUACAAGUACUUCAAGAUGGCCGCGGAGAAGAACAACCCCGUCGGGCAGAGCGGCCUGGGCAUCAUGCACCUCUACGGAAAGGGCGUCGAGAAGGACUUUGCCCUCGCCUUCAAGUACUUCUCGCAGGCCUCGGUGCAGGGCUGGGUCGACGGGCAGCUCUACCUGGGGCUGAUGUACCUGAAGGGCUACAGCGUGGGCCGAGACCCGAAGUCGGCGAUGAAGUACUUUACGCUGGCCAGCCAGUCCGGCCACAUUCUCGGCUUCUACAACCUGGCGGUGAUGCACGCGGACGGCGUGGGCGCCAUUCGAUCCUGUACGACCGCCGUGGAACUCUUCAAAUCGGUCUCGGAGCGAGGGCCCUGGGGCGGGACGCUGAUGGAGGCUCACAACGACUACAAAGAGGGCGACCGGCCGCACUCCUUCCUGAAGUACGCCGUCCUCGCGGAGCUCGGCUACGAGGUGGCGCAGAGCAACGCCGCCUUUAUGCUUGACCGCGCCGAGGUGGGCGGCCUCUUCAACGCCUCGGAGAUGCACGCCCGCGCCUUCAUGUACUGGAGCCGGUCGGCCGCUCAGGGGAGCUCCACGGCCCGUGUCAAGCUGGGCGACUACCACUACUAUGGCCUGGGCACGAAGGUCGACUACGAGCUGGCGGCCAAUCAGUACCGCAUAGCCUCGGAGGGCCAGACGAACGCCCAGGCGCUCUUCAACCUCGGGUACAUGUACGAGAGCGGACUGGGCCUCCGGCGGGACAUCUACCUGGCGAAGCGGUACUACGACCUGGCGGCGGUCACCAGCACCGAGGCG
Messenger RNA from Rhagoletis zephyria (snowberry fruit fly), 1401 nucleotides. Its product is annotated as protein sel-1 homolog 1-like. The record is from RefSeq and is a predicted model, not a curated record. Gene Ontology annotation, cellular component: endoplasmic reticulum membrane. NCBI's taxonomy places the organism in Eukaryota, Metazoa, Arthropoda, Insecta, Diptera, Tephritidae. Gene Ontology annotation, biological process: ERAD pathway. Gene Ontology annotation, molecular function: protein binding.